This is a messenger RNA of Astyanax mexicanus (Mexican tetra), 3714 nucleotides long. RefSeq names its product 2-oxoglutarate receptor 1-like. Gene Ontology annotation, biological process: G protein-coupled receptor signaling pathway. The coding region runs from base 183 to 1256 and encodes 357 amino acids. Gene Ontology annotation, cellular component: plasma membrane. Gene Ontology annotation, molecular function: G protein-coupled receptor activity. The transcript is spliced from 2 exons. NCBI's taxonomy places the organism in Eukaryota, Metazoa, Chordata, Actinopteri, Characiformes, Acestrorhamphidae. The record is from RefSeq and is a predicted model, not a curated record.
CAUUUUAAGGAAAGGUAGAACAAUAGAGGUUCUCAGGGCGGGACCAGCAUUUUAAUUGGAAAGUGAACCACAGAGAAAAAGAAACCAUGCGAGAGCCGGCCGAGGUGACAGUGUUAUCACUCAGCACACACACAGGAGGAUUACCGCACAAGAUCAGGCAGUGAGCUCCAGAAAAAACAACUAUGGCAAAUAAAACAACACCUUGCCACGAUUCCCUGGACAACUGCACCAAUAUCGAUGACCUCAUGAAGCACCACUACCUGCCCUUCAUGUAUGGCACAAUUUUUGUCCUGGGUGUACUGGGUAAUGUGACUUCACUACUGGUAUACGUGAUAAAGGUGCGCCCCUGGCAAAGCAGCAGCAUCAUCAUGUUCAACUUGGCACUCACUGACCUCCUGUACAUGUUCAGCAUGCCAUUUCUCACUUACUACUAUUCCCAAGGCGACAACUGGAUGUUGGGGGAAUUCAUGUGUCGCUUUGUGCGUUUCGGCUUCCACUUCAAUCUGUACGGCAGCAUCCUGUUCCUCACCUGUCUGGCUAUAUUCCGCUAUGUGGCUAUAGUGCACCCACUGCAAGCUUGCAGGAUUCAGAAAAGGCGAUGGGGCAUACUGGCUUGUGUUCUGACCUGGAUUUUAGCAGGUGGUCUACUCGCACCCAUAUUCAAUGUGUUCACCACUGUGAAAAGCAAGAACAACAUAACCCAGUGUCUGGACUUGGCCAGCAACGAUCCAGAAACAGUGUGGAAGUACAGCUGGGCGCUGACAGUGCUGGGCUUCAUACUGCCCCUAUUGAUUGUAUUCAUUUGCUACAUGCGGAUAGCCAAGGUGUUAGCGAUGGGUCCACACACUCAAAGCAGGAGCCGAGUUCGAGCCAGGAGGCUGAUCGUUCUGGUUAUGAUCUGCUUUGCCGUUUGUUUUUUCCCCUUCCAUGUGAUGCGUGCCCUGAGAAUAUACACCAGACUCAUGCCAGGCACUUGCUGCAUGAUGUGCAAAUGGGUGCACGCUGUUUAUAUCAUCUCAAGACCAGUGGCAGCUCUCAACACAAUCUUCAACUUGGCUCUGUACACAUUUGCUGGUGAUCGCUUUAAACAGGCAUUUUUAAGUCUAUUUACCAACCAAUGCAAGGAGAGACCUUCACAAUGGCAGCGAACGACCCACAAUGGUACUCCUGGUACUAAGAGUGGACUCAUUUUAUCCAAGAUAUUCACAAUAGUUCUGAAACCAAAGAAUUCCACACCAAUAAAUAAUCUUACCUGAUUAGCUGCUUUUCCUGUAUCUGGGUCAAUAUCAAUAUGAUGCGCCUUUUGUGUCAGCAGCAUGGUUAAAAUACUUUCAAAUUUCAUAUACAUUUUUCAAGAUUUACUCUGAAUUACAUUGCUCUCCAAUGAAAAACAAGCAUUUUUAGUUUACUGCAUAUUUUGAUCACAUAAAAUGUCCCUUACACUGUGUAGGGAGCGACAAAAAAAAAAGACCUGAGGGGGAAAAAAAACACAUUGACUUCCAUAGAAAGUUAAAUAGGUUGUAUCUCUCUCCUAUAUAGUUGCUGUUUUAGAGAUACAUGUUUUUUUCAUUAGGCAGCAACAAAAUAGAGAAGAAUGUUAAGCUUCACUUUACAAUAGUGCUGUCAACUAGGGCUGGGCAAUAAAUCCCUAUAAUGAUAAAUUUCCUUACAAUAUUUGAGGGAAUUUUUGUGAAAUACUAAUAUUUAACAUUAGUGGCGAUAUGAAAAAAAUAUAUAUUUAAAAAUUCUUUUUAAAAAUAUACUACCGCAGCAAAAUAAAUGAGUUCCAUACAAUAAACAAUACGGCAGCAGUAAUUUACCAAGACCCUGAUUUUGGCUUAAAUAAUGUAAAACAAAAUAAAACAAACAAGAAAAUUACUACAUAAAUCUACCACUAAAAUAAGGUGCAUUAUAUUUAAUGUAUGCAUAUAAAAUGCAAACAUAUUAUAGGCAAAACAGUAUAUAUAAUAUCACAAAAUGAGAUAACAGGGUUUUUUUAAUACAAUUUUUUUAGCUAUACUAAUUGUUGCACAGUACGAUUUAGCACACUAUUUAUGUCCAUGUUAAUGCAUUAACACACACAAUUAAUCUGGAAACUGUUGUUUUUACUUCUAUGAUAAAGAAAACAUGAAAAUAAAGUAUCUGUUAAACAUUUAUUUAUGUCUUCCUCCCAAAAUACAAAGAAGUACCAGAUUUACAUGUUUUAAACCAUAAUAUUAACCAUGAUUAAUAAAAGAUUAUUGUUGUAAUUAAUACAGUUUUUUUAAAGAGAUUAAUCCCGCUAUAAUAGAUAUAUUUCCACUUUGCCAAAUAAAAAACUUUAAUUAAUAAUUUUUAUUUACAAUUGUUUUGCAUUAUUUUUUAAAUGUCUUAAGAAAAGGACAAUGUGUGAUUAAUAAGAUUUCACUUUAUUAUUGAUUGAUACCAUUACUUUAAAACAACACCCGUCCAUAUUUUUGUUUAGUUAUAGCAGGCGCUUUUUUGCUUUGUCUAAAGUUCCGCCUGGUUAAAUUGAAUAUAUAUAUUCGAAUAACACAUAAAAAAAGAAAUGAUAUUUUAUAUAUUUCUUUCAACCCUCCCCCCUUUAAGAAAACUAUACAGUGUUUUGUUUUCAAGCGAAUGCUGAUACUGCUGACACUGCUGAUAUUCAACAAUUAAUAAAACUAAUUUCACUUAUUUUUAUUAUUUAUAUAUUUACUUAUAUUUGUCUCCCAUUUAGCUUAGACAAAGCUUAAGCUGUCCAACCUGUUGUGGUAAAAUAAUACCACAAUUAAUAUAAAAAAGAAAAUCACAAUUUACCAAAACAGGGUGGACACAUACAUCACAGGAAACAGACAAUAAGUGAUUAAGCUCAUUGAUAUAGAAUAAAAAAACAUUAAGUCAGUUUUUGAAAAGUUUUGAGGACCAAAAGGCACAAUACUCUGAUAAUGACCCAGCUGCUUUAAAACUAGGGCUGCACAAUAUAUCACUUCAGCAUCAUCGGCGCAAUAUGGACAUGUGCAAUAGUCACAACGCAGGGCAUGCAAUAGUCACAACGCAGGGCAUGCAAUGUAAUGAAUGGCAAAUUUUAUAAGAUGUUGCUUGUUUUCUGCUGGAUGCAAGAAAAAACCUGAAAAAAACGCUCUGUUAUUAUUUUAGUCUUCUCUGUACUUAAUUUGGACUCACUUCUCAUUCAACUGUAAAGAACGAGGAAGUGUGAAACCUGAUCCUCUGGGCUUAUUGUAAGGCGUGUCUAUAAACUGAGCUGCUGCACGCAAAGCUAUGCUUUACAAGAAUGCAAUUUGUUUACUGCCUUCAGUUCCGCAUCCAGGUAAAGCAUGAGGAUAAAUUAAUUGGUUGAUUUAAAAAGAAUAAAGAUGUGGGAAACAAUUAUUACCAUUUUUCUUUUUUUAAAUGCAUAAACCAGUUUCAUAUUCUCAUAACAAAUGACGUAAUAUCGCAUCACCUUCAGGAAACAAUAAACCUUAUAUGCACUUUUGCCCAGCAGCUGACAAUGGAGAUUCAUCAAACAAAAACAAAACAAAAAAGCAGGCCUGGGGAAACCCAAAGGUGUAACUAGCCUAUCCCAUUCACGCACAAUUUACACACAGUUAACUGUGAUGUGGUGUUUUUUCUUUUUUUGUUUUGUUUGUGUUAAAUGUGAAUGUUUUUGUAUUUUUAAAUAUAUAAUAAUUUUACUCUGUUACUCUGAAGUACUGUAUUUUGUUACGAAUU